This is a messenger RNA of Heteronotia binoei (common prickly gecko), 2441 nucleotides long. It is a transcript of the gene CATSPER4, whose product is annotated as cation channel sperm associated 4. Gene Ontology annotation, biological process: sperm capacitation; sodium ion transport; transmembrane transport. The record is from RefSeq and is a predicted model, not a curated record. Lineage: Eukaryota; Metazoa; Chordata; Lepidosauria; Squamata; Gekkonidae. Gene Ontology annotation, molecular function: calcium-activated cation channel activity; voltage-gated calcium channel activity. Gene Ontology annotation, cellular component: CatSper complex; membrane; sperm principal piece. The transcript is spliced from 14 exons. Bases 221 to 1543 code for a protein of 440 amino acids.
UCUCUCCCUGUGUCUCCCAAGAAGAUACCUGUAUUAUGUUCAAGGACUCUUUGCUUUCAGAACCAACUGUGCUGUGUUAGGACUCCAGUGAGAGACACCUGACCUGCCACAGACUGGAGGACGGCCUAACCCUGAUGCAGAGCCAGUAGAGAUCAACUGCAAAGACAUCACUCGCAUCCAGGAUAACUGGGAUGUGGAAGAGUUCGUCUCACACACGUGCAUGGGGAUAUUCCUCCACCAUCCAGCCUAUAAGCUGCUUUUGGCGGGAUUCAUCAUCACCAACGCGAUCAACAUUGCCCUGCGGACGGAGCCAACGUUAGAAGAGAAAUACUUCGGAUUCUUCUCUGCCAUAGAUACAAUUGUCCUGGCUUUCCUUAUCUGUGAGGUAUUUCUCAACUGGUACUAUGGAUUCUCAUUGUACUGGAAGGAUGGCUGGAAUAUCCUCAAUUUUUUCAUUGUGGUCUUUCUGUUCUUGGGCCUAUUACUCCCCGUGCUCUCUGACAGAACAUUUUUCCACAUCCUCAGAAUAAUGCGACUGAUGCAAGUUUGUACCUUAGUGGCUGGUCUGGCUAGGAUGAUCCAGGUGAUCCUGAAGUCGACUCCUGACAUGCUUAACAUCAUGAUCCUGCUUUUCUCUAUCAUGCUGGUCUUCUCUGUGUUUGGUGUGACGCUCUUUGGAAGUCUUGUCCCAGUGCAUUUUGGGAAUUUGGGGACUGCCUUGUACACACUUUUCAUCUGCAUAACACAGGAUGGAUGGAUUACCAUUUAUGAUGCCUUUGACGAUGAAGGCAUUGCCCUGAAGAUUGGAGGGGCUCUCUACUUCUUUAUCUUCAUCACCUGCGGGGCCUUCAUCUGUUCAAAUCUGCUUGUGGCUGUGGUGACGACAAACCUGGAGCAGUCAGUGGCUGCUUACAACGAGGAACUGCAUUCACAAUCGCUGGCCCGUUCGAAGGCAGCAUAUACUGGGCUGGAUGAUGGCACAGAUGAUGAUAUCCUCCCACCUCUGACGCCGAUGCACAUGAAAGAAGUUAUGAAUGCCACAGACAUGGUCCAUUGCCAGGAUCUGCUUAGCUACGGUAACUUGGGUAACCUGAAUGAUUCCACCUGUGACGAUCUCUGCGUUGUCCUGGAAGCGAUCCACGAGAACCUCAAGGAAUACCAGGAGAUCCGGAAUGAGCUCAGCCGAAUAGUCACUGAGGUGAAAUCCAUCAAGUUCAAUAUUGAGCAGGAGCAAGAGAUAGUGCUACGGAAUAUCCGAGGGUCCAGCAUCUCAGACACCAUGCUUGCAAGUGAGGUCACGCACGGAAAGGCUGGCGAUGUCCUCAGUACACUGUCAAACCUAGAAAAGUCAAACAUGAUUGAAAGAGAAUACCAGAAAGGAGCAAUAAAAACGGCAGCCUUGAAAGCACGGAGGCAGUCAUUGCUAACGCCGGUAGAAAUUGCAGAUCUGUUGUACCCAGACAAUGAGAUGGACGUACCUGAAGAUGGGAGUCAAAGGCGUGACUACUCGAUUGAACGCCAUCCUGGGAAAUCGGGAGAGUGAGAAGAGAAAGAGCCCUACCGGAGGGAUAUUGAAUACAUAUCAUAAGAGAACAGCAUUUGAGCACAGAAUGCCUGAAGCAGGAGGUGUUCCAGGAGAGACAGGUUCUGCUGGAACCCUGUGAGGAUGGCAUCGUGGGCAGAACAGUGUUCUAGAUGGAAAGAUGCUCCCAGAAACCAUGCAUUGGCAUCUUCAAAAGUAUUGACUGGGGGAGAAAAUUGUUCUCAUCUAGGCAAGGAAGAGAUUUUACUGCCCGGUGGAAAGAUGACCCUGCUAUCGAAGCAUCUUCCCUGAAAUGAACUCCCAUCGAUAGAGAUGACAGGAACAGCAGUUCCAGCUGAACCUGGGAGAGGCUAUAUUUUGGCUCCGAGUGCUGGACUUUUCCGUGAAGGGAGGAGCAGAAUUUACCCUCAAGACGACCCAAUACAUCAGUUGGUUGGCAGCUAUCGUUGAGCCUGGAAAGAUCAUGUAGGACCCGAUUGUGGCCAAACCGGAUGGAAUCCGGGAAAGUAUCUUACCUUUUCUCAAUGGUCAUUGCGAGUUCUUGGUCUGCCAUGUGCUUGCACUAUAUCAGAAGGAUGCUCAGAGGGAUUGUUUCACUGCCUUCUCUUCCGAGAGCCACAAGAUGCUUCACCACUGCGCCAGCAUUUCCCAUCCCACUUGAAAUUGUUCCACAUGCAGAGAAAAGAUCGAUUUCCUUCUCUCUUGCCAGAUUUCGGCCCCGACUAGUUUGGCGAUGGUAGAAAGUUAGUGGGUCUUUAAAAAAUGAAUAGCGCCUGGAGAACUUUGUGACUGAAUGGGAAACAUGGUGCUUUGAAGGGAAGGACAAAAAGUUGGAUCGAUGGUCGUCAACUUUCAGAAUUGUACUGGCUUGAGAUUACAAAUAUAAUAAUGACAUGUU